AUGGCGCCAAAAGCUCAGAAGUUUGAGUUGAAGACCCCUAAGGGGACGAAGGAUUGGCAGGGAAAGGACAUGGUCAUUAGGGACAAGAUCUUCUCUACGAUCACAGAUGUCUUCAAGCGCCACGGAGCGGUCACGAUCGACACCCCAGUCUUUGAGUUGAAGGAUAUUCUUUCUGGGAAAUAUGGCGAGGACAGCAAACUCAUCUAUGAUCUGGCCGACCAAGGAGGAGAGAUAUGCUCCCUUCGAUACGAUCUUACUGUUCCAUUUGCAAGAUGGCUAGCCAUGAACAGAGAUAUUCAAAAUAUCAAGCGCUACCAUAUCGCAAAGGUCUACCGACGAGAUCAGCCAGCAAUGACGAAGGGCCGAAUGAGAGAGUUCUACCAAUGUGAUUUUGAUAUCGCAGGCACAUACGAUCCCAUGUUGCCAGAUGCGGAGGUUGUCCGAAUUGCGACUGAAGUUUUCGAGGGUCUUGGUUGGAACGGACGAUACACCAUUAAGCUCAACCACCGGAAAAUAUUAGAUGGUGUCUUCGAGGUAUGCGGUGUACCGGCGGAAAAGAUUCGAACGAUCUCUUCUGCGGUCGACAAGCUGGACAAGCUACCAUGGGCUGAGGUGCGGAAGGAAAUGACCGAAGAGAAGGGUCUCGCCGAAGAUGUUGCAGACAAGAUUGGGGAGUACGUUGUGCUAAAGGGCCAGAAAGAUCUCCUGGCCAAGCUCCAAGCAGAUGAGAAGUUGAUGGCCAAUGAAUCUAUGAAAGCCGGUGUAGCAGAUAUGGAGCUGUUGUUCGGCUACCUGGAAGCUUUCGAAGCCCUCGAAAAUGUCUCUUUCGACUUGAGCUUAGCACGUGGUCUGGAUUACUACACUGGCGUGAUCUUCGAGAUUGUUACAGAAGGCUCAGCCCCUCCUGCAACGAUAACCGCGGCCACUCCUCAGGCUUCCAAGAAGCCCUCAAAGGCAGGCGCUGAAGACGAAGACCGUUCUUCAGACCCGAGCGUGGGCGUUGGUAGCGUUGCAGCUGGAGGCCGAUACGAUAACCUCGUUGGGAUGUUCUCAGGGAAGACGCAGAUCCCUUGCGUGGGUAUUUCUUUCGGUGUUGACCGGAUAUUCUCCAUCACCAAAGCAAGAAUGGCAGCGGAUAAGAAUGCGGAGCAGGUCCGGAAUAACGAGACUGACGUGUUCGUCAUGGCCUUCGGUGGCAAGGGCUUCACUGGUCUCUUGAAGGAGCGUAUGAAUGUGUGCACAACUCUGUGGCAAGCGGGGAUCAAGGCCGAGUUCCUUUACAAAGUAAAGCCAAAAUUGCCAAAUCAGUUCAAGGCUGCAGAAGCCAAUCUUACCCCCUUCUCAGUCAUUCUGGGAGAGGAUGAGCUGUCGCAAGGCAAGGUGAAGAUUAAGGAGAACGGUCUUCGAGAAGGCCACCCCGAGAAGGAGGGUGUAUUGGUCAAUCUCUCCGACCUGGUGACCGAAAUCAAGCAACGCCUAAAGCGGAAAGCCGAUCUCGACAGCAUGACCAAAGAAGCAGAAGGAUUGAGAGUAGUUGGUGGUAUCAGGGGGGAGCCAGAGAAGGUGGAGCUAGAGAAGAAGGUGCUGCCAGAGGAGGUGCUGCCAGAGAAGGUGGUGCCAGUAUUGGAUGCAGAAAAGCCAGCCCCGGAGGCGCCCGCAUCACAAGAAGCGACGGAAACGGCACCCCCUUCAUAA
Molecule: messenger RNA, 1695 nt
Organism: Amorphotheca resinae ATCC 22711
Lineage: Eukaryota; Fungi; Ascomycota; Leotiomycetes; Helotiales; Amorphothecaceae
Exons: 3
Coding region: 1-1695 (564 amino acids)
Biological process (GO): mitochondrial translation; histidyl-tRNA aminoacylation
Cellular component (GO): mitochondrion
Molecular function (GO): ATP binding; histidine-tRNA ligase activity
Source: RefSeq, a predicted model, not a curated record